CUCACGGCGCGGCGCGAGGCCAGUCCGAGAACGCGACCCUAACACUAACAUCCGGUGUAUUCCGAGAAAGAGAGAACGAGAGAGCGGGAGAGGGAGACGAGAAUCGGAAACGGAAACGAUUGACUGCUUGAUCGCCGCAUCGCCAGUACAAUCGGCCAACAUGAAGAUCAUCCUGUUGCUCUUCGUCGUCGUGGUCUUCGCCUCAGCCCAGAGAAUCACAACGAUCCAGCUGGAUGGCAUACAGUAUUUCGUCUCACGGAUGAAUCCCUACAGUCCAGAACUCAACUACUUCCUGGCGUAUCAGUAUUGCCGUUCCCUGGGUCUCCAAUUGGCGUCCUUCGAAACGAAGGAGAAGGCCGACACGAUGACGCAAUAUCUGAAAAACGCCGGUUACACGAAAUAUGAUUUUUGGACCUCUGGCAACAAAUUAGGCACCGACAUGUUUUUGUGGAUGAGCACGGGAUUGCCGUUCAAUGUCACCUUUGACUACAUGCUGAAGCGACCUGGCAACAGAUCUGUCGACGUGCCACCCGGCACCGAGCCUCAGAGAGUGGCACGUGAAAGUGGCGACAGCGGCAGCGCGGACGGAUGCGUCGCGAUGGUUGCACCUACGUUAGCCUGGGAAGCGCAAGAUUGCACCCUCGUGAAAGACUUUAUCUGCGAGCAAACAAGAUGCUACUACUACAACUACGGCAGCAUUCCAGUCUCCGCGACUCAGGGAAAUCACAGGCCCUACAUUACGACCACCUCGGCGCCAGCCAGCGACGACCAAGCGAGCGAUCGCGAAGACAAUACCAACGUCGACUAUAACUAUUCGGACAACCAGGACGAGCAGGCGACAUCACCAGAAGCGAACGAGAAAUUAUCAGAGGACCCGGUCGUCAGCAGGCUGAUCACCACGGUCGCUCCCGCAUCUGGCAAUCAGCAGCACGCCAUCGAAACAACAUCGUCGACAUCGCUGUUCGACGACGGUCACGAGCACGAACGCUCGGCCGUCAGCGACGUGGACGACACUCGACCGGUGCACAUCCCGGAUAUCACGAGCUUGUUCACCGACAACCCCGUCGUGACGUCCCAAGCGCGCAAGGACAGCGUCUUCGACGGUUUUGAGACCCGCGAGAUUCUACGGCCGUCGGCGUCCCGUCCUGUCAUCCCCCCCUCCUCCUCGUCGUCAGAUAUAAGGAUGGAGCAUCGCGAAUCUGCCGAUUACGGCGACCUAACGGAGACCGAGCUGCCCAACAACGGUCUCGAGAACGCCCACACGAUCGGUCCGUACGACAGCAUGCCGGAUUACGCGAACGACCAGCCGGCGGCGGACACGAUGUUGAAGGACCAGGACGACGACAGCAGUACGAUCCUGCCAGAAGCGGAACCGGCCUACAGGUACAACAUCAAAGUGCGCACCAACGGCAAAGUAUUAGACCCUCCGUCCAAGUAACGCUUCACUUCCUUCCUAGGCAACGUCGCGUUAUCUAGCGUCGUAUAAGUGACAAACACAGACACAAGCACACAUUUACACGCACACAUAGAUUGAUUCUUGAGGAACUAGGUAUAUAUGUAUAUCGCGCGAGUUCGUUACGCGACACGGGCGGCCAGCUAUCACCGCCUUCGUCGCCGCUCGCUUAGUUCUAACUUAAGGUGUACACUCCAGGUACAAUGCUCGAUAGUUUUGGAUCAGAGAGAGAGGGACACGAUUUUUGUCAGCUUUCUCGGUCGGCGGCAGGCAGAGAUGAAUGAUUUCGGAUCAUCGUUAGAAUUAUUCGGCGCUUUGAAACGAACGCGGCACGAAAAUGAUAAUAUUGCGAAAGUUUGUCGAAAAGAUAGAAGCCGCGGUAUCAAUCGAAAAGACGAAUUAUUCUCCUGCCGACGUUACUCGAUAAACUGCUACAUUUUCGCAAGGGCAUUUACACGAUUAUUUAGCUCAUCCUGAAUCAUCAAUGACGCCGGCGAACGAAUCGUAGAAUGAAUCUGUUUUUAUCUUCAUCUCAUUUAUUCUUUAUUUCGACUUUGUCAUCUUUAAUUUAUUGUCAUAUUGAAUAUGACAAAUCAUCUUUAAUUCAUUGUCAUAUUGAAUAUGACAAGUCAACGUUCCAAAAAAUCGGAAAAAAAAAAACAAAAUCUGACCCAGGAUUUACUAUCGACAUUACUAGCGCGUCCGCCAGCGUCUUAUAUCUUCGUAAGGAAAUAAUCAUCAUCGUAUUUAAUGUAUAUCUAUACGUCUGCAAGACGAAACGUUCGACAGUCCAAUAGUUCUCGAUAUUUUCGAUAUGCAAUAUUAAAAAGAUCGCGAAUGUUAAUCUCUCAACGUUUCGGUCAUUCAGACGUAUGAUGAUUGGCGUACGUAGUUUCGUUAAUGUAAAAUGUUGUUCUCUAACUGUUAAGUCACUUCCACAUUAAUUAAGCGUACAACGGCGCGAAUGUGCGAUUUGUAUAACUAAACUUUAAUAAAGGUACAAUUACAAUCUUA
Camponotus floridanus (Florida carpenter ant) is the source of this 2467-nucleotide messenger RNA. RefSeq lists its product as uncharacterized. Gene Ontology annotation, molecular function: carbohydrate binding. Gene Ontology annotation, cellular component: external side of plasma membrane. The record is from RefSeq and is a predicted model, not a curated record. Lineage: Eukaryota; Metazoa; Arthropoda; Insecta; Hymenoptera; Formicidae. Gene Ontology annotation, biological process: biological process involved in interspecies interaction between organisms. The coding region runs from base 161 to 1438 and encodes 425 amino acids. The transcript is spliced from 4 exons.